AUGACGUUGCGUAAAGGAAAGAAACUCAGCAUCACCAUCCAGGAACACAUGGCCAUUGACGUCUGCCCCGGCCCCAUCCGACCUAUCAGAACAAUCUCCGCCUACUUCCCCCGCCUGUCCCCCACCUCUGAGCCCCUCUCCCCCAAACCCACUGGCUCCCCAUUGGUCCUCAGUCCUGGCGGCGCGGCCAGCGGGAUGGGGGGUGUCGGUAGGGGAGGACUCUUGACGCCAUUGCUGCCGGGGGCGAUGGGAGGGGGCGGGUCUUUGUCGUUACAGAGCAGCAUGGACACGUCUGUGGAGAUCAACAGUUCUGAUAGUGACGACUGCACUGCUUUGGGAACACUGGAGUUUGAUUUGCGGUACGAGCGAGCCUCCAGUCAGCUACACUGCACUAUCCUCAGGGCCAAGGGUCUGAAGCCUAUGGAUUUUAACGGCCUAGCAGACCCCUAUGUCAAACUGCACCUUCUUCCCGGGGCCUGCAAGGCUAACAAGCUGAAGACAAAGAUAGUGCGGAAUACUCUGAAUCCGGUGUGGAAUGAAAUGCUCACCUAUGUUGGGAUCACAGAGGAGGACAUGCAUAGAAAGACACUCAGGUUGUCAGUGUGUGAUGAGGAUAAGUUGACUCAUAAUGAGUUCAUCGGGGAGUCUCGGGUUCCCCUGAAGCGCGUCAAGCCAGACCAGACCAAACACUUCCACACCUGUCUGGAACACCCACCCCCACUCCCCUCUCCAACCACCAUGGGGACAACCCUCCGAGGAAUCUCCUGCUACUUAAGAGAGUGGGAGAACGAGCAGCUCCACAGUCUGGAGGAGAGGGGCCGGGUGCUCCUCUCCCUGCAGUUCCUUCCCCCGCUAGACGAGGGCGAUGGAGGAGGAGGGGGGCGGAGAGGAGAGGGGUUGUGUGUCGGGGUGCAGCGCUGCGCUCACCUGGCCGCCAUGGACGUCAACGGCUUCUCAGACCCCUACGUCAAAACAUAUCUGAAGCCCGACACACAGAAGAAAUCCAAACACAAAACGGCUGUGAUUAAAAAGACCCUUAACCCUGAAUUCAAUGAGGAGUUCUUUUAUGAGAUCUCCAUGUCAGAGCUGUCCAAUAAGACUCUGGAGGUCACUGUCUGGGACUACGACUUGGGACGCUCCAAUGACUUCAUAGGUGGAGUGUGCCUGAGCUGUCACUCACAGGGAGACCCCCUCCGCCAUUGGAUGGACUGCCUUAAGAACAAGGGUCAGAGGGUGGAGCGCUGGCACAUACUGACCAAUGAGCUCCCAAGAUCCGUGAGUCAUGAGUAA
Salvelinus namaycush (lake trout) is the source of this 1290-nucleotide messenger RNA. It is a transcript of the gene doc2a, whose product is annotated as double C2-like domains, alpha. The transcript has 10 exons. Lineage: Eukaryota; Metazoa; Chordata; Actinopteri; Salmoniformes; Salmonidae. The coding region runs from base 1 to 1290 and encodes 429 amino acids. The record is from RefSeq and is a predicted model, not a curated record.